CAGUUAUCAAACGACACGCUUGUGAUGGUGUGGAAGGAGAAGUACAGACACCCGACCUCCCAGAGUGACAGCUGGAAGGCCACCGUUUCCCGCAUUGUUGGCCAGGGUUAUAAAGUGAUUGUGAGCGCAUGUUGGUAUUUGAAUUACAUAUCUUAUGGCCAAGACUGGGAAAAGUACUACCGAUGCGAUCCGACCAAGAGUUUGGCUGAUGACAGGGAAAAGGCGCUGGUUUUGGGAGGGGAGGCGUGUAUGUGGGGAGAGUAUGUGGACGGCACUAACGUGUUGUCUCGAUUAUGGCCCCGGGCGUCGGCUGUGGCCGAGAGACUCUGGUCAAACCCAUUGGACACAAACGACAUCGAGAGCGCCAAAUUCAGACUCGAUCAGCACCGGUGCCGAAUGCUUAGGCGGGGUAUUCCGGCCCAACCCAUACUCAACGGCUUUUGUGGCGAUUAUGAGUGGGAAAUGAAUGCAAACGAGUUAUGAUUUUUAAUAUGAGAUUUGAUUGAUUGGUUUCGUGUUCAUCAUG
This is a messenger RNA of Medioppia subpectinata, 526 nucleotides long. The record is from the annotation of a GenBank genome assembly. Lineage: Eukaryota; Metazoa; Arthropoda; Arachnida; Sarcoptiformes; Oppiidae.